UUAGUCAGUGUUGAAAAGCGAAUGCAGAUUUAACGUAUGCUUGCGGACUUGCACGUUGUUUUGUAAAUUCAUUACAUAAAUUGAGAAGAAGUGCAUCCGAUAUGUACGCCCUGCUUCGCCGCUUUGCCGGCGUCACCAACUUGGGAUGUCCCAUCAGAACCUACGCCUCCCUUACGCCCAGAGAUGUAUUGCGGAGCAGCGAUGAGACCGGCACACUGCUGACCCGCUUCGCCAAGCACAUUGCACUGGAGCGCUACAGGGAUUCGGAUCACGUGUUGCCCAAGACGACGGUCCGGUACUCUGACUUCUUUCCCAUCACGGACGACCGGUACUUUCAGCGGACGGUAGAGAAAACGGAUGCAGCCCAAUUGCCCGCCCUGAUCAUCCAGGCAUCCAGCUAUCGCUCCAAUGCCGCUGUACCCAUGUAUGUGACUGCGCUUAACACGUUGGAUAACCAUGCGGCUAAACAGCUGGACAAGAUGGAUACCGCCACAGUGCUCGAGACGCUCUACUCCUUUCUAUUCCUCAUACCAAGUUGGAUAAAGCGAUUGGAUUUUUACCAAGCAGCCAUGCAACGACUGGUCAGGGAGGAUUUUCGCGGCAACAAGGAGCGAUUCGUUCAGGUGUGCUUCUAUAUGGGAUUGCAAAAGAAGCAGGCCAAAUCUUCUGAGGAAUUCCAGCAACUCCUGGAAGAGCAUCUACAAACGCAUUUGCCUGAACUAAAUGAAAUGGACCUUGCCGUGGUCAGCAAUGCGGCGUACAAAACCUCAACUUUGGUAACCGGUGAGGCGAAAACGGCAUACGAAGCAAGACUCGUUAAUGCCAUAUUAAAUCUGGAGAUAAACACCGGAAGCGAUGCCUUGCUGGUCUCCUUUGUCAAGGCAUUGCGUCUGCAGCAAGUCAAAGAUGAACGAGUGUGCCAGCACCUGCAAGAUAUCUGUCUGGAUCCUGUAAAGAUAACCCAUAUUGAACCCCGAGGACUUGCCCAUAUCUUUGCAUUCUUUGCCGAGCAGCUUUGGGAUCAGAAUGAAUGCCUAACUGUCGUCGUAAAACGACUCAUGACUCUUCUCAAGCCUGGAGACCUGCGCUCCAAAGACUUGGCCACAUUCCUGUGGGCCAGCGCUCAACUCAAUUGUGCAUUGACUCCUGAGGAAAUCAGACAAUUGGAACUGACCGCCCUGCGCAAGCUGGAUCAUGGGGAGUACGAAUAUUUCCCUGACAACCUUGUUGACACCUGCCUCUCUCUGUGCACUUUGGGUCACUACUCUAAGGAUCUGAUUAAUGCAGCUGAAGAACUAAAAGCUGCCCAAAAACGCCAGCGAGCCCAACCCAAGGUGGAUAGUCGUUUAAUUGUGCUGCGAUCUGCUGUGGCCAUUGAGCAGCCUUCAAUUGCUAAAGUUAAAACAGAACGAGCUUUUAAAGAGUUUGAUGGAGCACCAGCUUAUUUGCUAAAAGAUCGCCCAGACUUGACGAAAUACGCCCAGGAGCUGAGUGGCGACGCGGAUGUGGAGGGCGUGGAUGUGGUGUGUCCCAUUGUCGGAAUAAAUUUGCCAAGCUUACGAGUGCAGACAAUGGGUGCCCAGGAGAGUGUGUACUUUGUUGAACUGCUAACCGCAGAACAGACUCUGAAAUUCAGCAAGAAACCGACUUCAUUAAUACGUCUUAAGAAAAGACUUUUGGAAUCCCUUGGCCGAAAAGUUGUAGUACUAAACUCAACAGAAAUGGCCACCAAUGCAAAGGAACUCCGCCAGCUCCUAGAACCGGCAGCAAAUGCAGGAGAAGAAUCCAAGGUUGCCCAAGGCGUGGGCAACUGAAUUGUGUGAUAUAAUAUGGGGCCAUAUCGGCCUUCUAGGCUAGUUACAAAUCGUAGCUUUAUUUAACAGUGUUUUAUGUACUUGUACAUAUUAUUUAAAUAUUAAUAGCACUAAACAUAAUGGUCAACAAUUAAUGUAUAAUACAAGGAAUGGGCUACAGGUGUGUCUCCCCCAGCUGUCCUAUCGGAUCGACUUGAUCUUGGCCUUCAGCACCACGUAGGACACAAAUCGGAAAACCAGGAUCAUGACUCCCAGCGCGAUCACAUCGUUCCAGAACUGAUCACCCCUCAUGGUGAUUUCCUCUAAGAAUUUCUUUGGAUACCUAUAAACACAAAGCAGAGUUAGCGCUUGAGAAAAAGAAAAGUUAGCAGAAUCUAAUUACCUGUAAUGGCAGUACGGCGCCUCCUCGCAGGCCAAGGUACCUCGAUCCAAGCCAUAAAUGGCUGAUAUGAAGCCCUCAAGUCCAUAUCUUAAGUAUGAUAUGUGACUGCCCCACCUUAAGUAGCUUGGCAGAUCACGCAGGGUCACUCCAAAGCCGGCGAACAUCAUCAUGGGAAUCGUUAGCACUGGGGCCAAGAACGUUCCAUUCACCACAUCGAACCAGGCACCAAUCAUCAAACCAAAACUAUGUCCCACAAAGACGGUCAGUAAACUAAUGGAGAAGAACAUAAAGAAUCUGAUCCACUCCAUCGGCUGAUAACUCCAAAGGUAAACGAUGACAGUGAAGAAGAAACAACUUAUGAUCUGUAACCAAAAGGGUCAGUUAAAAAUUGAAAAUGGGAUAUUAAAGAUCGCUACGCACAGAUAUGGGCAGGUCCACGAGUGUCAUGGCAGUGUAGUAGGCUUUGAGUGAGUACCAGCGAUUGAAGUGCUCCUUGAUCAAUAUGGAGAUGUCCAUGGGGACUGGUCAAAUGAUAUUCAAAUAAGUUAAUAUGUCUACGCAAUCGACUCAAGUGAGCUUACAAGUCAGAACAGUCAACAUCAUCGUGGUCAUGGAAUGGUGCAUCAGUAUGGCAAACAGAAGAUUGUAGUUGUCGAGCACUCGUGAUCCUUCACGUCCCGUGUGAUCGUACAUAGCUCCGAACAGAGCGGCCACUGCUAUGUUGACUCCGAUCCUCAAGUGCGUCAUGGUCGUGUCUCGUUUGGCUUUGAUGAAACCUCGUCGCAAAAGCACAGAGCACUGGUUUGAGUAGCUGGUGUCCUCCAGGGAUCGGCUUUUGGUUUUCUUUGGUAUGGGAUACUUUCUCAUCAAGACCUCAGCGCGCAACACCGCACUGGGAUUAUGGAACCAAGUCAGGCAGCUUCCGUUCUCAGUGGCGAGCUUAAGGGUGUCGACCUUGUCGUAUCCAUACUCUCCGCAAGCGAGCUCGAUAACUGGAGCAAUAAGGAUUGUAUUAGUGUAAAUUCACUCAGAGAUCUGUGCUGGACUCACUGUAAUCCGCUGGAUUGUGGUACAUCGGACAGGGCAGAUCCACCGACUGCAGGAACGGCACCAAUUUCUGGGUGCUGCCCUGGUAGACGCAGUUGCCAGCGGACAGGACGUAGACCUGAUCGAAGAUCUGGAACAACUUGGCCGUCGGCUGAUGGAUGGUGCAAAUAAUGGUGCGUCCUUGGCUGGUCAACUUCUUGAGCAGCUCCAGGACCUUUGUGCACGAGCUACUGUCCAAGCCACUGAAAGAAAGAAAAGCAAGAUGUAAACAUUCCUCAGUUUGUUAAAAAUGGAUAUAUUGGCUCAUACGUUGUGGGCUCGUCCAGGAACAUCACAGUGGGAUUAUUGAUCAACUCCAUGGCAAUGGAUAGCCUCUUCUUCUGACCACCGGACAGGCGCAUUGUAAGGGUCUGAUCGUGAUUGUACAGACCAAGGAGCAGCAGAAUGUCCUCGAUCUGCAAGGGUAAAUCCGCGAUUUAUGACUAUGAUCUUUAAGUGAAGAUCACCCCACUCACCCUGCUCUCCUUCUCCUCGUAGCUGACUGUCUGACCCAGUUUAAGAUCGGCGGCUAUAUGCAUAUUCUCGUUUACCGUCAGCAGCGGCUGCAGACGAUCAUCCUGGGUGAUGUAGCAGGACAUCCGACGGAAGGAAGCUGCAGGGAGGGAUUACCAUGAAUUCUGGAUAUAUUGAAUAAAUUAAGUGAGGUCAUAUACUAACGCAAAUCACGUCGCCGACCAUUGAGCAAGAUGGAGCCAUCCACUCCGGUCGUCUUGAAACCUGAAAGGGCAUCUAGCAAAGUGGACUUUCCUGCACCCGAAGGUCCCAUGAUGGCAAUCAGCUGGCUGCCUGGGAACUUUCCGCACACAUUGUGCAAGAUUUCCUUGGAUCCUAAG
Molecule: messenger RNA, 4136 nt
Organism: Drosophila melanogaster (fruit fly)
Lineage: Eukaryota; Metazoa; Arthropoda; Insecta; Diptera; Drosophilidae
Exons: 2
Coding region: 102-1814 (570 amino acids)
Source: RefSeq, marked reviewed